Gadus chalcogrammus (walleye pollock) is the source of this 1062-nucleotide messenger RNA. Its product is annotated as interferon alpha/beta receptor 1a-like. The transcript has 7 exons. The record is from RefSeq and is a predicted model, not a curated record. The coding region runs from base 79 to 1005 and encodes 308 amino acids. Lineage: Eukaryota; Metazoa; Chordata; Actinopteri; Gadiformes; Gadidae. Gene Ontology annotation, molecular function: protein binding.
CAUCGGAGGCAGCGGUUCCUCUUGGUUCCGCGGAUAGACGGGGAUUAGUGGUCGGGGAUUAGUAGUCGGGGAGGCGAUAUGCCCAUGAAGCUCUUGGUAAUGCUGGGAUUGAUCAGGUUAUCAGCAGCGGCUGAUCUGCCAAAGCCAGAGUUGAUGAUGGAUGCGGUCAACACUCGCUACGUCCUCAGGUGGAACUACAGCACCACGGCCAACUUCACAGCCCAGUGGGCUUUUUCUCACUCCCUCUCCUACAGAGGAGUCUGUUUCGGUGUGGAGGCGCACUGCGAUUACUCGGCCCACCUGGACUACAGCGGGUUGUUCUUCCUGAGGGUCAGGGCAGAGGCCAAGGGUCAGAUGUCGGACUGGGCCAUUAGGGAGUUCUGUCCGGAUGUUGAUGCGGCCCUCGGGACCCCGUCCGAGUUGGUCGUGGAGGCGGGCGACUCCAUGGUCACCGUGAGCUUCAAGGAGCCGAUGGCGGAGAGCGGUGAGCCCAUGAGCUCGGUGCUCAGCCAGAACAGCCCGGAGGCGACCAUGGCCUUCAGACUCUGCUUCCGGGCGGAGGACGCUCCCAGUCAGUGGCAGGCGAAGACGCUAAACACCACACUCCACACGCUGUCUCUGCCCGCACACACGCGCUACUGCCUGAAGGUCCGGGCCUUCAGCGAACACUUCGGGAAAAGGAGCCGCUACACCCCCGAGCAGUGCACCACCACCCUGGGCUCCUCUCUGCUCUGGCGUAUACUGCUGCCCCUGUUGCUGCUCUUGGUGGUUCUGGGGGGACUGGGCUUCUUGUGGACCAGGAGGCGGUGGAGGCAGUUCCUGCCCUCCGCGCUGCCCAGCAGUAUGAUGAUGGACUCCAAGUCCCAUCAGCCCCUGCUGGUUCCCAGGGAGACCUCUUGCGCCGUCACCGCCGUGGUCGCCAUGCCUACAGCAGAGCAGGCUGUCUCGGACGGGCCCGCAUUGGCCCCCACCCCGGGACCGGAGACCGGCGGCUGUCACUGCUGAGCGGCGUUCGGUGUCUGCUCUGCCUCCCACACCCUCAGCUAGGGGGUCAGAGGGGCC